Messenger RNA from Phytophthora infestans T30-4, 1701 nucleotides. RefSeq lists its product as uncharacterized. NCBI's taxonomy places the organism in Eukaryota, Oomycota, Peronosporomycetes, Peronosporales, Peronosporaceae. The coding region runs from base 1 to 1701 and encodes 566 amino acids. The record is from RefSeq and is a predicted model, not a curated record. The transcript is spliced from 6 exons.
AUGUGUGUUAAGUUUAUCUCCUUCCCACCGAGCGCGGAUCACGGUAGACCAUCACGCGCGAAUGAAAGGGUCAUUCGUACACUUGGGAGGUUUGCCUCGCUUUGCGAUUAUGAUGCCCCUAAUAGAAUUAUGACUUUCCUCUCGGAGGAUUCGGUGGGGAUCUACAAGUUUGACGAGUCGUUCAAGAAAAUGGAGCGCAUGAAAGUUGUUGAUUUGGGUGUACGCUCCACGUUGGCAGAUCUUCCAUUUAGAGAUGUUUUGCUACUGGACAGCACAGUAUACGUGACGGACUCAAUUGGGUGUUCGCAAGGUAUCAACAUCCGCAACAAUCAAACCCAACUGCUAACACUAGCGGACAACCUCGCUAUGGGAGUGGUGUCGUGUGUACCAAGUGAUGAUGGGACUUUCGAAGGAAUUCUCGAGUGCAUUUCUCGAGAUGACCAUCGUCAUCUCCCAGUGUUGAGUCUUGGUGUCAAAUUCCUCACAGACAGGGUAAGCAUCCGAUGUGUUGACGACGAAGUGCUCGUGCUUGAUCCGUUGGCACAGAAAGUGUAUUUCUUUUCUAUCCACGUGACUGUACGCAGUGAUUCUUACCGAAUGCGGCACAAGGGAGACUGCCCACGCAAGCUGCACUGGAUGUACACGUUGUAUCACGUCUUCGAGAAGUUUCCUCCGCUGAAGUCAUUCUUCCAGACCCUCAUCACAUUCUUGCCGGUGCAGAUCUGCCGUGCCGAAGGAAACGCUCUGACAGUGCUUUAUGAUGGUUUGGAUCAAUCUUUUAAGUCAGAAGACGAUGUGCAAGCAUGGGGAGCAGCAGAUAUCGCAGAGUCAAUUCGAUUUGGGCUUCUGUCCCCUCUUUUACGGGUCUGGCAAGGUCGUUGCAUAGUGAUUACAUCAAUGGGGAAGCAGUCUACAGGGAAGAGUUACUUCUUAAACCAUUUGACUGGAUCGUCAUUCGCUAUUGCUGGAAACCGCUGCACGGAUGGUGCCUGGAUGAGUUUGCGCAUUAUGGAAGAUGUCCUGCUUGUCGUGUUGGACUUUGAAGGCCUUGGUUCCUUCGAGCGUACAGAUCAAGAGGAUGAUUUCCUCUCAGACAUCGAUGGCCUAUUCACCAAGUUCCAGAAGGGAAUCAAUUUGCUGAAGAAUGACGACCGACUUUUCCGGGGAACGCUGUACAUGAGUGUGAAAGAUGUCAAUCCGAAUGAUCGCCAUGAUGUACUCUCCGAGUUCCAGAAGAAAUUCCAGAAGUUGUUGACGAUUAACCGCGAUAGGAACUUUCUAACCGAGAUGUACUCUGGUAACCUGAAGAUCAACUGCUCUCCACCUUUGGGAACAUUGGGAUACCAUGACUCUGUGCGUCAUGCUCGACAGUUGAUCGAGAAACUGGUUAGCGACCCAGACUUAUCGCGUGGCUUCAAAAGUGGGAGUUCUUUCCACGAUUGUAUUCGUUUGGUGCUGGCGAAGAUUUCGAUUUUGGAUUGGACUGCAGUCGAUGAGAGUUCUCAGCGACUUGAGAUGAAUGAACUUCAUCGAAAACUUCCUGGAGCAAUUCGCACCGGAUGUUUGAUCCCCGUAGAGGCCCAAUCGAAAAAUGAAAAUUUGCCUCGAAGCCUGAAGGACCCGCUUCUUUACGACAAGAGUGCGCUGUGCUUGUUGGACUUACAGCAACUUAGCCUCUUUUCCAACGUUAUUUGGCGCUGA